Quercus lobata is the source of this 966-nucleotide messenger RNA. Its product is annotated as lignin-forming anionic peroxidase-like. Bases 1 to 966 code for a protein of 321 amino acids. Lineage: Eukaryota; Viridiplantae; Streptophyta; Magnoliopsida; Fagales; Fagaceae. Gene Ontology annotation, biological process: response to oxidative stress; hydrogen peroxide catabolic process. The record is from RefSeq and is a predicted model, not a curated record. Gene Ontology annotation, molecular function: peroxidase activity; heme binding. The transcript has 4 exons.
AUGGCUUCUACUCGUACAAGUGUAUGCUUGUUUCUUUCUAUGUUAUUGUUUCUCUCAAAUAUGCAUUGUGAAGCACAACUAUCUUCCACAUUCUAUGACAAAACAUGUCCAAAUGCACUUAGUAAGAUCCGAUCAGCUAUCAGAACAGCGGUUUCUCGUGAGCGUAGAAUGGCAGCAUCACUCGUUCGGCUCCAUUUCCAUGAUUGUUUUGUUCAGGGUUGUGAUGCAUCAAUCUUGCUUGAUGAUGCUCCCUCAAUAUCGAGCGAGAAAAAGGCAAUAAACAAUGAUCAUUCAAUUAGAGGAUACGAGGUCAUUGAUGAUGCCAAGUCCCAAGUAGAGAGCAUUUGUCCUGGCAUUGUAUCAUGUGCAGAUAUUGUUGCAGUUGCUGCUCGUGAUGCAUCUGUCGCUGUGGGUGGACCAACAUGGUCAGUGAAACUUGGAAGAAGAGACUCAACCACCGCAAGCCGUAGCCUAGCUGAGAGCAACCUUCCAAGCUUUAGAGACAGCCUUGACAGGCUAACAUCCUUGUUUGGUAGCAAAGGUUUGAGUCAAAGAGACAUGGUUGCCCUCUCAGGAUCACAUACAAUUGGCCAAGCAAGAUGUGUGACAUUCCGUGAUAGGAUACAUAACAAUGCAAGUGAUAUCGAUGCAGGCUUUGCUAGCACUAGAAAGCGCAGGUGUUCACUUGAUGAUGCUAGCAGUGAUAAUCUAGCGCCCCUUGAUUUGGUGACACCCAAUUCUUUUGAUAAUAACUACUUCAAGAAUCUCAUUCAGAAGAAGGGCCUUCUUCAAUCUGAUCAAAUACUCUUUAGUGGAGGAUCCACAGACAGCAUUGUUACAGAGUAUAGCAAGAGCCCUUCAACUUUCAGUUCUGAUUUUGCUGCUGCCAUGCUAAAGAUGGGAGAUAUUGAUCCUAAGACUGGUUCUGAAGGACAGAUUCGAAAGUUUUGCAAUGUUGUCAAUUAA